This is a messenger RNA of Linum tenue, 2197 nucleotides long. Lineage: Eukaryota; Viridiplantae; Streptophyta; Magnoliopsida; Malpighiales; Linaceae. The record is from the annotation of a GenBank genome assembly.
GGACCCUCUCCCCCUUCCCUCUUCUUCCCUCUCUAUGCUGCUAUCUUCAUCUGAUUCCCCUCUGCUUCUUCUUCCUUCUCCUCUGCUUACUUCACAAGUUCACUUCCCAUUAGCGGCUCUCAGCAACAAAAUCAUUAAUUUUCAUUAUCCCCUCCAUUCUUUACUCCCUUUUUCUUUUGUUUUAUUCUAUUUUUCUUCACAAACUCCAUCUAUUCUCUUCCUCUGUUUUCUUUUCCCCCUUCCCUGUAGACUCCCUCUGCCUCUCUCUCCUUCCACCUGCCUCUUAUCACCACACGAGUAACUCACUAGAGAAGCCAUUAACAGCGAAACACAGAGAAAAAGAGGGGGCAAAAGGGAACAAAAAGAACAGGGAAAUAGAUUUAAAAAAAAAAAACAGAGGGAUGAUUCUUCAUCGCCAUACCUCGACCUCUGCUUCUUUGUCUUCCUCCCUUCAUCGCUCAACUUCACAGAUUCAACUCCUCAGCAAAUUUCCUGCUCCGUUUUCUUGGAUCUGAUUGAGAAAGUAGAGAAAGUAGAAGAAAAGUCUGCAGCUUUUUUGAAGUUUUUUUUUAUCCUUUUUUUAUUCUUUAUUCCUCUGUUUCCGAUGGAGUCAGAUCUUCAGCAUCUUCACCACCAGCAGCAAUCGAACCAGAAGCAAAUGAAUUCCGGCGGAGGUGGACUGACGAGGUACCAAUCGGCUCCGAGCUCCUACUUCACCAGCUACCUGGAAAAAGAGCUCUGCGACGAGCUCUUGAACCGUCCUUCCAGCCCGGAAACAGAGAGGUUCUUCGCCAGAUUUUUAGCCAACACCGCCAGCUCCGACGGGUUGCAACCCGACCCGGUGCUCGCCCCGGUUAAGCAAGGCUCUCCCCCUUUACAACAAGGGAUGGAUGAUUACUCUUCCGGGCCGCAGAGUUUCUACUCGCCGCCUCCGCCUCCGCCGCCAAGCAGCCAGUCUCGCCCGCCAUUGCCGUCCGCUCCGGCCAUGGAUUACAGCCGCUUGCCUCCGACUCCGCCACCACCAUCAUCGAAAUCUGGCGGUGGGAACAACUCGUCGAAUCUCGUCAGGCACAGCAGCUCCCCUGCUGGGCUUUUCUCCAAUAUCAACAUUGAGUUCGAAAAUGGGUAUGCUGUGAUUAGAGGGAUGGGAGAUUUUGUUGGGAAUAGGGAGUCUUCAGGGAGGAUGAGUCCAAUAGCUGAGAUUGAUACCAAGGACAACAUUAUUGAAGCCAUUAACAGUAGUAGAGCAGAGAGCUCGUCGGAUUUCGGGGAAGCUCAUCAUCCUGGAAACUAUGUUGGUACUACUACUGGGUUCCCCAUGGAUUCUUGGGAUGAUUCUGGGAUCAUGAAGGGUGGGCUCUCUGAGGAUGACAGAACUUUCUCUGGUCUCAACGAUUCUCAGGAACAGAUUGAGGAGGGAGGAGGGAACCGUCCACCAAUGUUGGCACAUCACUUGAGCCUGCCCAAAACGGCGGCAGAGAUGUCGGCUCUGGAGAAGCUGCUGCAUCUUCAAGAUUCCGUGCCUUGCAAGAUUCGAGCCAAGCGAGGUUGCGCCACUCAUCCAAGAAGCAUCGCUGAGAGGGUGAGAAGAACUCGAAUCAGCGAACGAAUGAGGAAGUUGCAAGACUUGGUGCCAAACAUGGACAAGCAAACCAAUACGGCAGACAUGCUAGAUUUGGCCGUUGACUAUAUCAAAGAUCUCCAAACACAAGUAAAGGUAAUGGCAGAUUCUCGAGCCAAAUGUACGUGUACAAGUAUGCAUCAGUCAUAGCAGAAAAAAGACCCUAAACAGAAAGGGAUCAGCUUCAAUUUCCUGGCUAAGCCAUAUAUAUGUAUACAAUUAAUAAGAAUUGUCUGCCUUCUACCCAUGAAAAUUCGAACAGAAAGAAAGGGUUUUGACUUUUGAUGAUAGAAAGAAGCAGAUUAGUAAAAGCUAUAGCAGGAGCUUUGGUAUAUUUUUAUGCUGUGAAAAAGGGUAAUAUUCAAGGCAGAAAGUAGAAGAUGAACAGAAGUUGUACAGUGAUUAGCUUGGCCUGUUGUAGACUUGUUAGUGUUCCUGUGACAUAAUUAUAGUUAUCAUCAUUCCCUUUUCCAUUUCCCACUUAGAUUUUGGAGCAUGGAAAGAAGCUUAUGCCUCCAAAUUAUGUGAUUCUUGUAAGAAUGCAUAGGGCUAAGAUUAUGAUGAAGAUUAACUGAG